Messenger RNA from Salvia splendens (bonfire salvia), 1201 nucleotides. Its product is annotated as ribosomal RNA small subunit methyltransferase E-like. Bases 92 to 991 code for a protein of 299 amino acids. Gene Ontology annotation, molecular function: rRNA (uridine-N3-)-methyltransferase activity. Gene Ontology annotation, biological process: rRNA base methylation. Lineage: Eukaryota; Viridiplantae; Streptophyta; Magnoliopsida; Lamiales; Lamiaceae. The transcript is spliced from 9 exons. The record is from RefSeq and is a predicted model, not a curated record.
UUCAAAAGUCGCUGAGAGUUGUUUCAAAACCCUGUGCGUAGAAUUAGGAGUGGUCGCGCCGGCGAUAAACCCUGCCGCCGGAGCUCUUCCAAUGCAAGUCAUAAGCUGUAAUCCGCGGCUCUUCAGCCUAAUCAACCGCUCAACGCAGCAUUUCAAUCUGCGUCCGUUUUCCUCCUCUUCAUCAUCCUCAGCCUAUUCCAGCCAGUCACGCGGCGGACUUCCUCGAUUCUUCUCCGAAACCUUACCUACCACCAAGGGUGGUGUUGUGAGAGUGAAAGGCGACGAGUUCUGGCACAUGAACAAAGUGCUAAGACUAGGAAUCGAUGAUAGGGUAGAGCUAUUUAAUGGAAAGGGCGGUCUCGUUGAGGGGCGCAUAGAGAGUAUUGAUCGUUCUGGGGUGGAUUUUGAAGCAGUGGAGAACCCAAAAUUAGUUUCUCCACCAACCACUCAGUGGCACGUUUUCGCUGCGUUUAGCACUCUCAAGGGAGGGAGAGCUGAUUGGCUAGUGGAGAAAUGCACUGAACUUGGAGCAUCCAGUGUGACACCGUUGCUGACUGUACGUUCUCAGUCAAUAUCAGAAAACAGGGCUGACAGACUGCAGCGAGUUGUAUUGGCAGCUGCUAAGCAUGUAAUAUACUAUGAUGCUGCUUUCUUUCUGCAUUGUCAACGAUUACAUGAAAUGAUUUUGAAGCCUCCAAUUGCAGUUGGUGAACUCCUACCUGUUGUAGCUAAUUCAAGAUUAGCAUUUUUGGCUGCAGCAGAGGCUACUCCCGUUUUUAAUGCGUUAAGCUCUUUAAACAAAGAACCUAAUGGAAUCAUUAUAAUUGGCCCUGAAGGAGACUUCACCGAAGAGGAAAUGAACUCGUUAAGGGAGGCUGGAGCAAUUGCUGUUGGUCUGGGCCCACAUCGCUUGCGUGUUGAAACUGCUACAAUGGCUCUCCUUUCUACUGUGAUGCUAUGGUCCGACUGCCAGGAAUUCGCAAGCAAUUAAUUGCACUUCAGCACCGACUGCCGUUUUCCUCACUCUCACCUAAAAUUACGAUCCAAUCAUCGGCGUUGCGCUAAUCGGAGACGAAAUAACGCGGCGGAUUUUCAAUCCGAUCGAUUCGCGGAAGGAGGAGGUUCGCUUCGGUGUGAGAAAUGGCGAAUCAGUUGGGGAAUUUGGUGGAGGUGAUAAGAUCGAAGGUCCGAUCGCUGAAGA